UCCGGAUAGGGUACUUUACUCUCUGGUCCUUUUUGAUCCGUGAGGCGACAGACUUUUCUGUGAUUCCUUCGGUGUUUUUGGUGCGGUUUGCAAGUUUCUCAGACAUUUCUUAUUGGAUCCUUGGUGCUGUGACUGUAAUUGUUGAAUUGUAGUAUUUUUAAUCAGUUCCCGGACGUGUUUCCCCGUUGGACUUUCCGUUGGUUAAUUAUGGAACAGCGAAUGGAGAUAUCGUGACUGGGGCAAUACACGCAUGAACGACAUGAAGACUGAAAUUGAAGCUGAGACUGAAUGCACGGACAGCAUCCUCUGUUCGAAUAACAAUAACAACACUACGAACAAGAACAACAAUGUAUCAAGUAUCAAAAAGGGUGGCACUAACGUUGUAAACAACGAGGGUCACGAUGGCAUGGAGAUGGAAUGCGGUGGUUGCGGGGAAAGUGUUCGCGAACGCACCGUCCUCUGCGUAGGGGGUCGUACCUGGCAUUCCAGGUGCCUGAAGUGUUGCGCUUGUGCAAGACCUUUGCACGACCAGCACUCUUGUUUCCUCCGAGGGAUGCGGCUUUACUGCAGACACGACUAUGCGAUAACCUUUGGCGCAAAGUGUGCGAAAUGUGGCCGAAGCGUGGGUGCCGGUGACUGGGUGAGAAGGGCCAGAGAAAGGGUUUAUCACUUGGCCUGUUUCGCUUGUGACGCUUGUUCUCGUCAAUUGUCUACGGGAGAACAAUUCGCCUUGCUGGACGCCAGGCUGCUCUGUAAGGCUCACUAUCUUGAUGUUGUCGAAGGAAAUAAUACUUCGUCUUCGGAAGACUGUGACUCCGAACAUGGCGGUAAAGGCAGUAAGACAAAGAGGGUUAGAACGACCUUCACGGAGGAACAGCUCUCCGUGUUGCAAGCGAACUUCCAAUUGGACAGUAACCCAGAUGGCCAGGACCUCGAGAGGAUAGCUCACGUAACGGGGCUCAGUAAAAGGGUUACGCAAGUUUGGUUCCAGAAUUCGAGGGCCAGACAGAAAAAACACAGCGGCAAGAUUAAGACACAAAGUGAUGCACCACUCACCUCCAAUGCAGCAUCAUCCAGGAGACCUGUACUCUUCUGGAGUGAGCAUGGUGGGCGCCUAUUUGGGUGGAUAUCAGGGUGGCAGUGCUGGCAGUGAGAGUCCCGGCAGUCCGAUGACACCUCUCACCCCUUUGACACCACUUACCCCAUCCACGCCCAACCAUCUUCAAGCCCAAUUCUGUCACCAGGUUGGGUAACUCUGAUGAAGGAUUACAAGAUAGUUUCACGCGAAACUAGUGAUAACGUCUGGUAAUUUAUUAGACACUCUUCAUGGACCCACGGUCGAUCGUUUUGAGAAAGUUUUGCGGAAGUAUUAGACAUAAGGGACUUUUUCACGUGAAAUUUAUUGAGAAAACAUUGAACGACGAAAGUGUAAGUGUUGCCAUAGAACGUCCGCAUUCCGAAGUUUUAGCAAACCUUGUAUGUAUGACCGAAAAAUCGAAAGUGAUGCGAUCCAGAAAGUAGAAAUGGAUAUCUCAUUUCUACAGCGAAAGUUUAUUUUUAUCACAGAAACUUUUUUAGAAACUCUUUAUAAGUUCUAGGAUUUCGAAGGUGAACCGUCGAAGCGUCAAUGUUAACUAACUGAAAUCCUCUUUCUUAAAUGUAAAUACUGAAAACAAGAAAAAAUAACAAAAAACAAAACGUUGACCGCAGUGGAAGAUAUAAAAGUGAUAAUAUGAAUAGGAUAGGAUUUCAUGGUGAGGAUUAUAGAUUCUAGAUAGAUGAAAUCAUAAUUAUUUAUUUAACUUCAG
Messenger RNA from Nomia melanderi (Alkali bee), 1808 nucleotides. RefSeq names its product LIM/homeobox protein Awh. Gene Ontology annotation, biological process: regulation of transcription by RNA polymerase II; neuron differentiation. Gene Ontology annotation, cellular component: nucleus. Gene Ontology annotation, molecular function: RNA polymerase II transcription regulatory region sequence-specific DNA binding; DNA-binding transcription factor activity, RNA polymerase II-specific. The record is from RefSeq and is a predicted model, not a curated record. NCBI's taxonomy places the organism in Eukaryota, Metazoa, Arthropoda, Insecta, Hymenoptera, Halictidae.